Molecule: messenger RNA, 1143 nt
Organism: Lasiosphaeria miniovina
Lineage: Eukaryota; Fungi; Ascomycota; Sordariomycetes; Sordariales; Lasiosphaeriaceae
Exons: 1
Coding region: 1-1143 (380 amino acids)
Biological process (GO): sulfate assimilation
Molecular function (GO): 3'(2'),5'-bisphosphate nucleotidase activity
Source: RefSeq, a predicted model, not a curated record
AUGGACAGCCAGUACCGGCUUGAGCUCUCCGUCGCGAUCGGGGCCGUGCAGGCCGCUGCGCAGAUCGCGCGCACAGUCCAAGCAGCGCACCUUUCCUCCUCCUCACAGCAACAGACGGGAAGCAGCAGCAAUGACACGCACAUCAAGGAGGACCUGAGCCCGGUGACGGUAGCCGAUUUCGCGAUCCAGGCGGUGCUGACAGCAAAGUUGCGUGCGGCGUUCGCCAGCGACGGCGUCGUGGGCGAGGAGUCGGCUGCGGCGCUGCGUGGCCAUAGCAACGGGGCGGCGCUGCUUGCGGUGGUCGUGGACGUGAUUGCGCGGUGCACAGCAGACAGUGAUGUGACUCUCAGCGGCGAGGCCGUGUGCGAGCUGAUUGACUGCGGCGUGGCCGACUCUGACACGGUCCCUGGGGGAGCGGACGCGGGGCGCGUGUGGGUGUUUGACCCGAUCGACGGGACGCGGGCGUUUCUGCGGGGCGAGCAGUACGCGAUCAACGUGGCGCUGGUGGAGGGCGGGCGGCAGGUUCUCAGCGUGGUCGGGUGCCCGUUGCUGAGUGCCGACUUGGCAGCGCCGGCGACGGUGGCGGACGGCCAUGUCGACGCGAGCGGCCGGGGCUGUCUGCUGUUUGCGGUGCGGGGAUUCGGCGCGUAUGCGCGGCCGCUUAUCUGUGGACAAGGACAAGAAGAAAAAGAAACCCGGCAGCUUGCGCGCCAUGCCGACGGCGUCUCUGUGGACGGGCUGCGCUCGGUGACGUGCUGGAAGCACCUCGACUCUGGCGUCGACGAGGCGCACGAGGCCGUCGCGCAGCGCCUUGGCCUGGCGUUCCCCGGCUGCGAUCUGCUCGGCUGGGUGCCGAGGUGGGCUGUGCUGGCGCUCGGCCUGGCUAAUGUUACUGUUUGGGUCUACAAGACAAGGUCGCGACACGGAAAGAUAUGGGACCACGCCGGUGCCAUGCUGUUGUUCGAAGAGGUCGGCGGCCUCAUCACAGACGUCGACGGCAGAGAUAUUGACCUGACCAAGGGGAGAAAGCUCACAGCAAAUUUUGGCUUUGUCGCAGCCCCGAGGAGUGUGCAUCACAUUGUGCUCAAAGCCGUGCGCGACACGCUGAGGGCCCAGGGUAAACAAAAGUUGCUGCAGCAAUAG